This is a messenger RNA of Engraulis encrasicolus (European anchovy), 3253 nucleotides long. Its product is annotated as ataxin-2 homolog. The record is from RefSeq and is a predicted model, not a curated record. NCBI's taxonomy places the organism in Eukaryota, Metazoa, Chordata, Actinopteri, Clupeiformes, Engraulidae. Gene Ontology annotation, cellular component: nucleus. The transcript is spliced from 3 exons. The coding region runs from base 812 to 2359 and encodes 515 amino acids.
ACGUGCAACUGACUGUUCAAGAAAGAAAUCCAAACAGGCUAGGUUUACUGAACAAUUUUGCCCAUGCGAUAAUGGUCUUCUUCUUUCUCAUGCGUAAAUAUUUUGUAAGGUGAGUAGAAUACCAUGACAUAUUUGGGAAGCAAUGUCAUUUCUGGUGAUGAAAUCGCUAGUGCUGGCUAACGUAGCCUAAUUUAUGCAGAAUGCGCAUCCAUUGCGGAUAUGGUGCAGAAUAAAUGCGCAGUGCGCUAAGUGUUUAUUAGGUGGAAUAAGAUCCGUCCUCAAUCUAAUGUCACCAUUACUGUAGUCCUACAUUGUGUACUCAGGUAAAAGUCUUUUUUUUCUGUAGACCAGUAGCCUUUUUGUGUGGAAGGUGUUCAGCCGCUUUGCGAAUGAAAGCUGGGUUGUCCUAGUCUGUUUGGAACCGUUCCUGACUCUACGUUUCAGCUGGUUCUCUGGGUAAAUGUGUGUAUUGACGUUCUGUUUAGUUUAAACGGCCCUGGUAAGAGUGAGUGACAUCUCGGCAUAGGCUCUAGAAGGCAGCAGAGUAAAGUGAACAACUUACUUGACUUCAGUUAUUGUUAAAGAGUUUACCCCUGGCUGUCUUGUCAAUCAGAACAGCCUUGUUAAACACCUCCUCGCUUCUUAGCCUGCAUACUUAUGUAAACAUUUUCCAUACACACAUUUUCAAAGUCUAAUGGCGUCUGUAUGUUAUUGACUGACUGUCAAGAUAACUAACUGUCAACAGUGUAGGUGAGUGAAUGGCGCUGCCCCUGCCAACUUGGUUAGUGUGUCUGCGAACCAGGCCUGAUUUAUGACUGAGUACUAUGAGGAGGGGGGCCUGCUAUACGAGCACUCGCCUCCUAAGCACAUCAAGGAGGAGUCUCCGGAGGGGCCGUGCGGAGGGGGCAUCUCGGAGGACGGCUUCCCACGAGAGGAUGAGGACUCUGAGGGGAGCUGCGACAAUAAUGGAAGCCUGCCGGAUGGGCUUCCUUUCAAUGUUGUGGUGGUGCACCCCAACGUGGUGCCACCCGGCCUGGCGUCAGACGACCUGUUUUACACUGAACAAAACAGAGGAGUGUCCUCGUCACUGGCAGCUGGAGGAGGCGGCAAGCGGAAGAGCCGUUUCAGCGGAGCCGAGCUAGAGGUGCUGGUGUCAGAGGUCACGCGCUGCGAAGGUGAGCUCUUCGGCCCUGCCGGAAGGCUGCGGCGCCGCGAGAGGGAGCGCAUCUGGGCCGGGAUCCUGGAGAGGGUCAACGCCGUCUCCAGGGUGCCGCGGACGCUGCGCGAGGUGAAGAAACGAUGGGACGACCUGAAGAGGCGGAACGGCGGGAGGCUGGCCGACGCCAGGUACCGCAGCUGCUACGUGCCCUCCAGCCGGGGGUCGUCAUCCGUCCUCGGGAGGUCGUCCACCCAGGCGAGCCCCAGGCUUCAGAAACAGAGCAGCCGAGGGAAGAGCAGUUCCAUGAGUUUCUCAGAUACCGAUGCAGUUGGAGGCGAAGGGUCUGAACGAGACGGCUUUGAGAAAGAUGACGACACGGUUGACCACGACCGGGAGGACGUGGACGGGGAGUGCGGUGACGGUGGGGAGAACAGCAUGGACGACAAACUCGGCCUGGGCCUUGGUUUGGGAAUUGUGCCUCCGCCAACCUCGGAGCGCUGGCUACCUCCGUCCCCUCUGUACAGCGCUCCGUUCCUCAACGGCACGCCGCAGCCCAGCCCUCAGCCCUCUCUGGGGGGCCACCAGGGUCUUCUGGAGGCCCCAGCACCUCGCGUCUCCUGGCUGGAGGACGAGCUGCGGGGCCUGGGCGAGGCGGCGGUGCGGCUCGGGGACCGCGUGGAGCAUAGCCUGCGGGAGUUCGGGGAGGGCUUCCGACACGACAUGCGGACCCUGGUGGCCUCCCAGGAGGCCCUGUCAGUCAGCCUGCAGCAGAACAACCUCCUCCUGCAGAGGCUGCUAGGAUUGUUGGAGAGCCAGCAGCAGCAAGCCCAGCAAGCCCAGCCCCAUCACCCCCAGCCUCAUCCACAUCCACAUCCCCAUCAGCACUCUCAGCAGCAUCCACAGGUGCCACAGCAACCACAACCACAACCACAACCACAGCAGCUGCAACACCUGCCCAUACAGCAAAACCAGGCCCUGCAGCAGCCCACUCAACAGGAGGAACUUCAGGGUCCAGCUGCUGUAAGCUCUGAUGAUCAGCCGCAGCCGCCACCGCCGCCCUCCCCCUUGUCAUCCGAGCCACCACCCCCCAAUGUCUUGGAUGGUACGGCCCGUCCAGAUGCGCCUGCAGCUAUGAACGGCAUGUCCCAACGUUCGCGGCGGGGCCGGACAGUUGAACAACGCCGUAGACGGCGACGCUGAAAAAUGCUUGAUUAUAACAGAAAUUUAGAAUGCUUUGAUGAAUGUUCAACUAUUUAUUUUUGUUUUCAGGUUUUUGUUUGUUAUGGAGGGAAAAUAUUUUCUCUUCUUGCUGUCUUAAAGUGAUAGAAUUUACCUAUGCUAUAAUAUGUAUCAAUUAUUUAUAUUUUUUGGUUGAGAGUAAUUGAUUCACAAACUCCAUACUUGCAAAUGCAUUAAUCCUCUGACUUGUUGGGAGUUCAGUAACGAGUUAUAGAUGAAACCAUAUGGGUCGACAAUCAUCAUUAGAAUUACCUUAAGCACUUUUAAACGCCUUCCACAUGUAGUCAGGCCUCUUGGAAGUGGGAAUGUUAUUGAUGGGAGGUUUAGAUUUGGAGGUUUCCAAAUUGCCAUUCCAGUUAGUUAGGGAAAGCCAGAGGUUCUGUGAAUCUCUUCUAUAUUUUGGCAUAUAUACUCGUAUAAAGGGUUGUAACUGUUCCUCUGAUGGAAUUUUAUGGCGGAGUCAUUAUUGCAAAAUGAAUAGAACUUAAAAUGUGUUGCAUUUUGUGAGGACAAAUGAAAAAACUUUUUUCAUGUAAGUGAAAAAGUUCAUUGUGCUCCUUAAUAAGCAUGCCCGAAGAUCUUAUUCCAGAAAAGCACUUUUAUCCUAUCAUCCAUUCCACAUGAUUGUGGUUCUGAAACAAAGCGUAUACUGUAUGUCAGCUACUGAAAUGCGUUGUAAUUCUGCAUGCAGUUUCUGGUUUGUAUAAGCAAACUAGUGUAAGGCCUUUGCGAAGAGGAAAAAUGUUACUAUUUUGCACAAUUUGUAUCUGAGGGGUAUAUAUUCUGGCAAUACCUGUAUAUUACAUUGUAUCCGAAUAUCCUACUUAUUUGAAUGUAAAAUAAAGGCAAUGCUUA